AUGCCUCCGAAACGGACGUCGAAGGUCACUGCUGAUGUCACGCUCCCGGACGACCUCCUAACGGAUCCGAUCACCACGCCGGCUCCUGUUGUGGAUGGGGCUGAGAAGCAAGGCUCAAACGAUGCGGUUACUGUUAAUGGAGUCACGGACAAUGCUGCGCAGUCCGUCAAGGAAUCGGCUACUACUGCUGCUGGCGUCGCUGGUGGUUUUGGACUAUCAGUGGAAGAGAAGUUUCAAGACAACCAGGCUCCUCAUGCUGUGCUUGACGAGUUCCUGGAGGAUGAUGAGGAUGAAGAGCUGGAGAUCGACAUUGCCAAGGAAGAUGCUUUUCGUCUUCGUUAUACAGCAAUCUUACUCAUUCCGAUGGUGCUUUCUCAGGAGAUUAAGGCCAUUAUUGCUGCAGUGCGUCUUCUGAUGACCAAGGUCUGGAGCUCUUCUCUAACCGAGAACGCUGGGGUGACGGCUAACAUACAGGAGAUGAUACCUGGUUUCGUCGCGAAGACACGAUUCUGCCGGCUUCAAAUCUCCUUCCUUGACGAACGGGAUGCGCAUCACAUCAAGUUUCAUGUUUUUGAGUACCAGAAGGCGAAUGCUCCGGCGAUCAAGUGCAUCUGGCAGCAUACAGAGAAUGCUUCGUACCUUAAGGAGAAGGCUACUCGUCCCCUUGCUAUUGAAGUGGUGUUCCGGCGAGUGCCUACUAACAUUGUCCCAGAUGUUUUGAAGGACCUACUUGUCCGUUUCAAACUGAAGAAGCGUCAGCAGUCGGCUUUCAAGGAAGGGUUUGGUUUCCAUCGGGUGGCUCACCCACUCACCGGAGCUGACACCGAUGUUAUCAAAGGCCUGGUCGUGCAGCAUCCUGGGGAUCGUUAUCGCUGGCGCCACAUGGUCGACAGCCCGAUGGGGUCCGGAGAGAAGCUUAUGGUCCACUACCCUGCACUAAACAAGUAA
Closterium sp. NIES-65 is the source of this 948-nucleotide messenger RNA. The record is from the annotation of a GenBank genome assembly. Lineage: Eukaryota; Viridiplantae; Streptophyta; Zygnematophyceae; Desmidiales; Closteriaceae.